Molecule: messenger RNA, 753 nt
Organism: Bolinopsis microptera
Lineage: Eukaryota; Metazoa; Ctenophora; Tentaculata; Lobata; Bolinopsidae
Exons: 1
Coding region: 1-753 (250 amino acids)
Source: RefSeq, a predicted model, not a curated record
AUGCUGUACCCCACCAUACUGUACCCCACUCAAACGGUGAAAGAUCUAGGAGUGACAGUUUCCGCUGAUUUGUCCUGGACCCCACAUGUCAACAUGAUAGCUGAACGCGCAGGAAAAGUUGCUUCUUGGGUGCUAAGUGCGUUCAAAACGAGAGACAAAGCCACCAUGAUGACUCUGUACAAGUCUCUCGUUAGAAGCCAUCUGGAGUAUUGCUGUCCUCUAUGGAAUUGCUCUAAGAACAAGGACAUCCAACAGCUAGAAGGGAUUCAGCGUACGUUUACAUUGAAAAUAGAUGGCACCCAGCACCUCAACUACUGGCAGAGAUUAAAGGCCCUAGAUCUGAUGUCAUUGCAAAGAAGAAGAGAACGGUAUUUAAUCAUCAACAUGUGGAAAGUUCUGCAUUGCAAGUGCCCUAAUGAUAUUGGUAUCCAGUUCUCGGUGACUCUCAGACAUGGUCAAAAAGCAGUUGUGCCCAGUAUAGCUAAGUCCAGCAGUCAACGUAAUCAAGCACUACAUGACAACUCAUUUGCAGUCACUGGACCUCGAUUAUGGAAUGUAAUCCCAACACAUAUGCACACCAUUGAGGAUCUUAUGCAAUUCAAAGCGGCUUUAACGAACUUUGUGAAGUCAUUUCCGGACGAGCCUCCAGCUCCAGGAUACAGCCGUCGGAAUGGAAACUCCUUGCUUGAUUGGAGUGGUGAUAAAACAGUUUCUACACUGUCCGGGGGGUCGACUUUUUCGAUGGCCCGAUAG